ACGGGACAGGGGGGCGACGUAUAGUGCUUUGUGACUGGUAUAGGGAGGCUUAAAGAGACAACGGCAGGAGGCGGAGAAGCGAGCGAAAUGAGAUCAAGAAAAUAUCUAUAAAGCCGCCGACAUGAUCAUUUAAGGCCCUCAAAAACACUCACGAACAGCCUGGCCAGUUACAAGCAAGAGCUGCUUUGCGUCCUGGGUUUGCCCGCACAGCUGACGCCCUUGACGCAGUUCCCUCCUGCAUGCAUCGGAGUGCAAGAAAUGCCCAGUGCGAGGCCCAGCCCUGACCGGGAGGACGCAAUGCCGAUCGCCGGAGCCAGCGGGCACGCGGCGGUGCGCUUCUACUAGGCCGGGAGACGGAUCUCAGGCUGUGUGCUCAGCCGACCCGUUCCGGGGGGGCUGGCUGACAUGCAGCUCUGAUUCUGGAACUUGGAGAAAAGAAUCGCAUUCAAAUUGGAGUGGAAGCGCUGUAGGAAGUGUGCAUCCAGGCAAGGCGCCCAGAAACGUGCAAAGGAGCCGUUCGAAUCUGCUGCUCUUCCAUCCAUCCUUAUUUUAAGUGUUUCUUUUUAUUUUUGUGUUUGUGUGUAUAUAUGUAUGUACAUAUUUAUAUGUACAUAAGGCCCUCCUCUCUGCCUCGCUUUGUUCGAAUCCCCCCUUCGCUCCUUCCCACCCCCACGGCUCUGUGAUUUGCAUGGCAGCGGCGUAACCGUGGAGAGGCCCGGUUAUCACAAGCUUAUGGAUUUUGACAAGAGAGGAGGGAAGGGGGAGGCCGAGGAGGGGAGAAGAAUGUCCAAGACGCCCGGGAGCAGGACUGCGCAUGGGGGCCGGGGCACAGGGACCAACUCUGGGGUGCUCAUGGUCGGCCCCAACUUCCGGGUGGGUAAGAAGAUCGGCUGCGGCAACUUUGGAGAACUGCGGUUGGGGAAGAACCUCUACACCAAUGAAUACGUGGCUAUCAAACUGGAGCCAAUAAAGUCCAGAGCACCUCAGCUGCACUUGGAAUACAGGUUUUACAAGCAGUUGGGAAACUCAGAGGGCAUCCCCCAGGUCUUCUACUUUGGCCCGUGUGGAAAGUACAACGCCAUGGUUCUGGAGCUGCUGGGGCCCAGUCUGGAGGACCUGUUCGACCUGUGUGACCGCACCUUCUCCCUCAAGACCGUGCUCAUGAUCGCCAUCCAGCUGAUAACCCGGAUGGAGUACGUGCACACCAAAAGCCUCAUCUACAGAGACGUCAAGCCGGAGAACUUUCUGGUGGGACGACCGGGGAGUAAGAGGCAGCACACCAUCCACAUCAUCGAUUUUGGCCUGGCCAAAGAGUACAUCGACCCCGAGACCAAAAAACACAUCCCCUACCGGGAGCAUAAGAGCCUGACGGGGACAGCGAGAUACAUGAGCAUCAACACACACCUGGGGAAAGAACAAAGUAGAAGGGAUGACCUGGAAGCUCUUGGUCACAUGUUCAUGUACUUCCUGCGAGGCAGCUUGCCCUGGCAAGGCCUCAAGGCGGACACUCUGAAGGAGCGCUAUCAGAAAAUCGGGGACACCAAGCGAGCCACUCCCAUCGAGGUGCUGUGCGAAAGCUUCCCAGAGGAGAUGGCCACCUACCUGCGCUACGUGAGGAGGCUGGAUUUCUUCGAGAAGCCUGACUAUGACUACCUGAGGAAGCUCUUCACUGACCUCUUCGACAGGAACGGCUAUGUGUUUGACUACGAGUACGACUGGGUCGGCAAGCCACUCCCCACUCCGAUCGGCCCUGUCCCCAGCGACGUCCCGCUGCCGUCCAGCAACAGAGACAAAGCACAACAUCAGACCAAAAACCAGGUAAUGAGCUCCACCAACGGAGAGCUGAACACAGACGAUCCCACUGCAGGACACUCCAACGCACCAAUCACAGCGCCGGCUGAGGUCGAAGUGGCCGAUGAUACAAAGUGCUGCUGCUUCUUCAAGAGGAGAAAGAGGAAAGCACUCCAGAGACACAAGUGAGGGGGCAGGACAGAGAAACUGAGAUGGAGAGCGCUUCAGCUCACGUCACUUUUACGCUUGGGAGAGGACACGCAGGACACCCACCAACGUCCCUGAUGCACACCCACCCGCCGAGAAGGACCGUGGCAGGCCGCCCUCAUAGCGUGGCAGGCCGCCCUCAUAGCGUGGCAGGCCACGGAUUCCGCUUUUCCUUUAGAGAGAGACUAAAUAGACUUAAUGAAACGUACACAUGAUAUUGUUACUCUUUGAGAAGAACUCUUUGAAGCCGCUGAUUUUUCCCGAGAUUCCACGUAGAACAUUUAUAUUGGUCAGCUGCUGAUCAGCCAUGGAUCGGGCAGAGCGAGGCGAGGCAGGGUGGGGCGGGACGGAGGCAGGGGGGGGGGCAGGACACAGCCGAUCCAGGGAGCUCCAUAGACAUACUGUGCAUCUGUGGGAUCAAGGUGGGGGAGACAGAUACAGGUAAAUAAACAAAGGAAAUCACAGAAGAACAGGAAGAGUUUUGUUGAUGCCAGAUUGGGAGAACUCGUGUACAUUUCUUUUGUUUUUUUUGUUUUUUUUGUAAUUUAAAUUGAAGUUGUUUUUGAGGUCAGCUCUCUGAGUUGAAUGCUGAACGUUUUACUUUAAUGUUGUAAUGCACCGAAAUUCGAUUUUUAAUGAAUUUGUUCUUUUUUUUUUCCCCCUGUACUUGUGGACUUGUAGCACAGUGACUGGUCUCAGGUACUGUGAAUUCUCAAGAGGAAAACAGAUAUUCAUUUCCUUAAAAUUGCACUUUUGGGGGGGGGAAAAAAACCGUAUGGCAUUCUGGGCUUGAAAUAACAAAAAAAAAAGAAUAAAAGUAAAUAAUGAACUAGGAAGAUUCCUUAUAUGAAGCUGAUCUAUAUGACAGCUGAAAUGUUGUUCAAAAGGAAAAAAAAGUCUGUUAUUUCUCAAUUACGAAUAAUCUACCAGGAAAUCAUAGUUUGUGCCUUUCCAAGUAAAAUGUUUAAAGCUUAAA
Paramormyrops kingsleyae is the source of this 2974-nucleotide messenger RNA. NCBI's taxonomy places the organism in Eukaryota, Metazoa, Chordata, Actinopteri, Osteoglossiformes, Mormyridae. The record is from RefSeq and is a predicted model, not a curated record.